ACCAGAACGAGCUAGACUGAUAAACGUGAAGUAGUGACUUGUGAACACUGGAUUGUUAACGGUGAACUGUGAUUAGCAUAAAACCAUUGUGAACGUGGCAUUACUACCUGUGUGAACAAUAACGAGAGGAGACAGCGAGAGAGCUAAGUCUGAGCCUUCCUUUUUCGUCCGAGAUAUCACACGUGUGCAGGAAAGGAUUGCUUUAGGAUAUCCUGUCACUCCUCGUCUGUGAGACAAUGAUAACUCACUCCCAGGUGAGGAGACUUUUACGAAAGGUCCGAAGAGGACGUGGUGUCCGAGUGCUGGUCGGCACCAUUUUUGUGAUGACUAUCACUGUCGUUAUCACCCCUCCAAGCUGGCAGCUUCUAGUCUUGUCCAAUACAUUGAAGACAGUUAACGAUAUCAGGGAUACUAUCCUCCGGACCACCCCGCUACCAUGGCAACCUGAAAUGUCCAAACUUCUUCACUUCUAUCGCUACCUGAACAUGUCACAGUCGCAACAAUCCAUGCCGCUGCCUGUGACUUUAGAGGGGAAAUUCCUCCUCAACAAUCUGGAUUUGUGUUCGUCCGGAGAGGAGAGUAUGGAUAGCGUUGACGUACUGUUCAUGGUGCACACGGCACUACUCAACUUCCGGCAACGCGAAGCUCUACGUAGUACUGUAGCAAACCAGUCUUUCUUCUACCCCUUUAAGGUGAGGAUACUGUUUCUACUAGGCCUGCCCGCAAACGACACAAACGGUACGGUACAGAGCCUCAUUGAGUUGGAGCACAAGAAAUAUGGAGACACUCUUCAAGGGGACUUCAUCGACACCUACAGCAACCUGACGCACAAAGGAGUCAUGGGGUACCGCUGGAUCACCCAGUACUGUCCGCACGUGCGACUGGUAGCUAAGAUUGACGAUGACGUGUUCGUCGACACGUUUAAGUUGCUGCACAGGUUCUGGCCAGUGCUCUUCGUCGCCAAAUCUCGGGCCAUCUUCUGCAACGUGUGGCACAACAACACCAUGCCCAUCCUUCGAGAGGGGAAGUGGAAGAUAACUGAAAACGUCAUGCGAAAUUUGAAGUAUUUCCCCUGGGACUAUUGCAGCGGCAUGGCCGUGUUCAUCACCGGAGAUCUCAUUCCAUUUUUGUACCGGGCUGCAUUCCGAACUCCUUUCUUUUGGAUAGACGACGCGUACUUAUUUGGGAUGCUUCCGGGUGUUGUGGGCAACGUGACGUACUACGACAUUGGAUUUUCUAAGAACCUGUCCCUUAACCAUGACGUAGGUUUUAAAUGCAUGAAAACACAAGGUAUCACGUGCCCUUUCGUCGCCGUAGGGUCAAAGUUAGAAACCUUCCCUGAAAUGUGGAACGUGACAUACAACAUUCAUCGAGGGCUUUGGAAACUCGAAACGAAAACAAUUUCAUGAUAUUACAGUAAUCCUUAUUAGAGUAAUUGUACGAAUCAAAGACCCAGAUGUGCCUGUUAGCAUCUCAUAGUGAUUGGUUGUUACUGUGUGGGGUAUUCAGUGCUUGUUUCUAGAUCUGUCAUAUAUAUUUGCCUAUUUAUUUUUGGAAUGACUUAUGGCAUAAUCUAGGCGCCUUCUCCAUUCGUCUUGGUCCACAUAUAAAACUUAAGCCCGGCCACUGGCAUUGUUAGUACUGCACAAUAGUACACAACAAUUUGAACCGCAAGAACUUAUUUUGGAAGUAAAUAAUAGAAGGUGCUCGAUUCCCCCUUCUUCGAAUGUAGCGCCGGAAGCUGCUUGAACCCGAUGCGCGAACAUAACCGGUUUCCGUAGCAGAGGGCCAAGAUUCUUCUCCAUGUAUAACGCACCUUAGUCCCUUCUGUUCAUUUUGACGGCCGAUAGACCCCCGUGAGGAGGCUACCUCCAGUGCUGAAUCUGCGAUAGCCACCCGUCAGAUGAGGGGUAUACCGUGAUGUGCGAAUGUUGUGUGAGUGCAGCCGCGCGAAUGUCUGCCCCACGACAAUUUAUACUAUUUAUAUUUAUAUCUGCGAGUGUCGGGAAUAGGGUAAACUUGUAGCAGGACUGACCGACCCCUCGCUAACACCCUAUACCUUAGCUUAGCGCCAAAUCAGUCCGUUCCUCUUUGUCGUUCCAGGGAAGACGACGGAAGUUCCCAAUGAGAAUUUUCCACCCUAAAAAUUCUAGCUUUCGUUACUCGGGUGCGUCGUCUAGUCUUUUAUCUGCCUCGCGUUGUGUUCUUAUGGUGAUAAGCCGUUGUAGGUGAGUGAGAAGGAAGUUCUUGUCGCCAUCGUUUUGGUCCAAACUGUUUUAGUACGUGCUUUAGCUAUCACAAUACGGAUUUAGUAUUUUUGACAAACAGAAAAUACAAUAAAUAAUGAAAAAAAUAAGUUUCUAUCACAAUCCUUUAUCACGUGUUAACCCGCGGGUCGCCAUUUUGAAAGUAGCGCCUUAAUCUCACGAUCGCGAUGCUAAAUCGUGAUUCGAAAUACCAAAAUGCCAGCUGUCAACACCUGUAUCGAGUGUUUGAGAGGCCAUGUCCAGGUCCGUACUAUCCAUAGUGUCCAAAAAUUGGGAUGAAAGCAUUUUGCGCGGUUUAAGCGAAUUCGCGGAUUAGUGGACCGCGGCCCAUUAGGCCCUACACUGUACAAGCGAUGAGCGCAUGGAUUUCUAUUGGGUUAAAUGCAGAGGUAAAUCAUGCAUGUAAAUUAUGUUCUGUCUUGCUACUGUUGCAAUUUUUCCUUGUGAAAAAGGGGAAAUGUGGAAAGUAUUUUCAGUCGGUUGAAUGGUGGAGAGUGUCAGAUUUGUUUCAGAACGUUUUUAGAAACUGGAUGUGGUGUCGUAUUACUUCUGGUUAUGCGUGUGUAUAGCUUUCUUUUUCUUCUUUCGAUUCGGGUUUCAUAAAAAAAAAACUUUCAUUUGUAUUAUCAACACGUGUAAGUCCUUUCGUUCACCGAGGAUCAGCAGGGAUUAUUUCUCGCCAGGGGCUGCAUGACAUGAACAUAUGAGUAGUGAAACCCAAUCAAUGGACAGUCAAAUCACAGAAAAAGGAAGUUAAGCAAUUGGUAUUGCCAAAGUGUUAAAAGAUGCAGGUAAUUUUAUAACUCCCUUCCUUGUCAAACUUUUAAACUCUAUGAUUAGAUGUCCUGGCCUUAUGAAUGGAUUACAUCUAUUGUUUAUAGUUGUUGACACUUCCAGCUACACAAUAUGCAAAGAAAACAUACAUUAUGCAAACCUCAUGGACCAAAAUACGUAGGGGACUAUUCUAUAAGGGUUUUGGACAUGUCUCGAUGUUUCAAAAGCUAGUCAGGCGUAAGAGAACCUUCAGGUGUUAUUCUCUUUCUAACCGUCAGUCGUACCCAUCGAGAAUGUCCAGAUCACACUAACACCUCCACUGGCUAGCUGCUCCCUCUUGGCUUCUCAAGCUACCAAACUGUGGCGAACCUACAGCUUGACCAAACAGAGCAUGCUAAUUUUUAAGUAAAUAAUUAUGUAUGGCCCGCGAAUGACUUUACAAAUUUAGAAUGGACCUUGGAGGAAAAAAGGUUCUUACGUCUAAGAUUUUCUGAGCUAAAAUGCAUGUACCAGCUGACAGAGCAAAUAUUUGGUAGUCAAUAAGACUUCUGGUAAACAACUACAACUGGCGUAAACAAAUGUUUUCACGUCCCCCAAGAUAUAUCGAUGGAAUGUUACUUUGUCUCGGCAAAACAAACUGUUUUCCUGCGAGGCGCUUGUGAUGAUUAGCUGCAUGUGUCGCUCGUGGAAAGCUGACGAACGAAAGUUUUGUGUGCGAUCAAUAUUGAUGAUGCAGGUAUAUGUAACAUGAGGUAUACAUGCACCUGGGGAUCAAACCGAUUUCUUACAAAAGAAUAUACCGCCUUUGCUAGGAGCUGCAACACUGUCGCGCUAUUCUCACGUGAUGAACACGCUGUCGUCUCGGUUGGGAUGUGGGAGAUGUAGCAACGUCAAGACAUUUACUUCGAACACGGGGUGCGAGAGUCGCAUACUCACCCGAGGACUUGAACAUUUGGCAUUGUCAACAGAAGGGUAGGUGUUUAUGAUAUCGUGCUGGCUAGAAAGAUUUUAUACCGUGCUUCUUUGGUGUGUGUGUACGCGAGCGUGAGUGCGCGAAAAAGAGUAGGCAUGAAAGAUUUCACCAAAAUUCUGUUGAGCGGGAGAUUUUACGCAAAUUUAAAUAUUUUAAGACAUCACUUACGUGAACUUUGGCGCGAGGGGGAGGGGAUCGUCUUUUUAAGCAAAAUGAUGGCUGCUACCACAACCGCAAUCUUUAAACCCAACAGAAGAUUUUAUGCUUUAUUUAUUUCGUUUACCGCCUUGUGAAAAAUUUUUGGUCUCGCUAUUCUUUGUUUUAAAGUAAUUUUGAAUAAUUUGACCUAUUGAAUAUCAUGAAAAACGACCAUAUCCACUUCCCUAUCUUUGGUAGACCCAUAUACAACGUGAUUUGCAGACGACAUUGACCUCAUAGAGAGAAGUAGCAUAAAUUUAAAUAUCUCGCCAAGAGACUGGCAGAACACCCAGGGUUGUCCAUGGGACAUAUUUUUCUAUCCCAUCCCAUCCUAUGACAAUUUAUGCCUGUCCCAUCCCAUCCCAUCCCAUGGGACGUUUCCUAUGGGAUUCCCAUGGUAAUAACAUUCCUAUGGACAACACUGAGAAUACCGAAGACAAGAGGAGACAAAGCAAGUCGUGGCCACCAUCAAGUACCCCCAAAUACUGCCUGUCCACUUCUCUCGUGGUUCCCCGCUACUUGACGGGUAAAAGCAUCUCUGCUUUCUGACCCACACAAAGAAUCCAAACAUUUUAAACAAUUUUCCAAAGAAAACUCAGAAAGCCAUGAGAUAAAUGUAUAGAUGUGUAUACAUGUAUGUAUUUAUGUGUUUUCAAUAUAUCAGUCUGUUAGAUAAAGUGUAUAGAUAUGUUUACUGUUGCUAAGGUCCUGGAUUAAAAGAAAAGAUGAAAGAAAGCGGAUCAAGGUGACGUGUGACUUUGUAGAUUUAACUAUUUUUGUGUAUGUUUUAUCUUAGGAAAAAAACACUGCAUAUAACAGAAAACUAAUCGAAUUAAAGCAAAACCGAUGGGUUAUAAUGCAACACAUAUAAGUAUUUUGACAAAAGCAAGUGCAGUAUAUACAUAAAUACGGAAGGAGCAAUUCAAACCGGUUUAAGUGCCAGGUAAUGUUAUUACACGAUGUCACAGAAUCUCACGUGAGCCCUCUAUACUCCCACAGUCGCCCGGACAUUUGCACGUUCUAUUUUUCAUUUGUAAGCAGAACAUUUUUGCAGGCCCUGUCUAAUAUUUAUUAAUUAAUUAUGGAAAUAACUAUGUUACAUUAAUCAAUAGCCAGGCCCAAACACCGUGUCUCCCUGGGAAGCGAAGCGCUGGCUGGUGAUGGUUUAUUGUCUUUCCCCCCUUCAAGAAUCCUCCCUCUAAAACAAAACAAAAAACAAACAAACAAACAAAAACCCACCUAUUUCUCACUUAACAGGUGCGGCUCGGCACCUGCGCCGUACUGGCUCGUCAACUUCAUGUCAUCCUUCUGUGACACACGAUGCGUCAUUUUGAAAUAAAAAAGUAUCGGACAGAGGAUCAAUAUAAUAAAUAUUGUAUUAUCUAAA
Molecule: messenger RNA, 5599 nt
Organism: Pomacea canaliculata
Lineage: Eukaryota; Metazoa; Mollusca; Gastropoda; Architaenioglossa; Ampullariidae
Product: UDP-GalNAc:beta-1,3-N-acetylgalactosaminyltransferase 1-like
Exons: 5
Coding region: 237-1409 (390 amino acids)
Cellular component (GO): membrane
Molecular function (GO): hexosyltransferase activity
Source: RefSeq, a predicted model, not a curated record